Messenger RNA from Parascedosporium putredinis, 189 nucleotides. Lineage: Eukaryota; Fungi; Ascomycota; Sordariomycetes; Microascales; Microascaceae. The record is from the annotation of a GenBank genome assembly.
AUGAUCGGGAGCGGAGCGGGCAGCCACAAUGGCGAGGAGGACGGCACCCACGACGCCGCCAGCGAUGCCGCCUUUGCCGCCGCGGACAAACCCGACUUCUUCUCCGUGCCUGCGUUUGCGCCCGAGACGCUGGAGCCGUCGGUGGGUAGCGGAAAUCCGACCGUGUACGAUGGUAUCGAUAUCGAAUAG